Messenger RNA from Menidia menidia (Atlantic silverside), 1089 nucleotides. Lineage: Eukaryota; Metazoa; Chordata; Actinopteri; Atheriniformes; Atherinopsidae. The record is from the annotation of a GenBank genome assembly.
AUGGACAUAGUCAACAAAGAAAACAUUAAAGUUCCAAACUCAGUCAUCGUUAGUGGUAUCACUGACACAGAGGUUGAUGAAAAUGUAUCAGACUUCCUGAACAGGUAUGGGAAAAUAAUGAGAACCUUCAAAAUAGAUGACCCGCAGUCUUCUUACCACCAAAAUGCCAUUGUGGAGUAUGAGAGUGGUACUUCUUUGACAGCACUUGAACCCUUACUCCCUUAUGUACUUGAGAGCUCAGAGAAAGUCUCUUAUCGAAUCAGAGCCCUAUCUAGUGAGUAUGUGUCUGACGUCAGAGACAGAGCCACCCACCGUUUAUUCUGUGAACUGCAAGAAAUUGCUAAAUUAGGUGGAAAAUCCUUUGAAGCCGUCCUGCAUGAGCACCUGUCCAAAUGCUCUCAGUCAGUCACAGGUGGCUCUGAGAUUCCUGAAACUAAGAGUUUUACUCUUGAGACACAAAAUGACCUAAUGAACCCAAUAACUCAGAUGCAGAGUCAGCUGACAAGACUGAAACCCCAGAAGGUAAUUCAACCUGUGAUUCCUCAAAGUGAUCUGGUCACAGAACUAAAAGCACAAAUUGCUGAGCUCCAGAGCCAUUUGGCUAAGCUAAAACCACCAAACCCCACUAAGAAAAGUGCUAAAAACGACAUAAAGAAAAUGGACAACUUACCUGGAAAGGACAACUCAGUGGAAACGCAGAGUGUGUCUGCACCUAAAAUAGUCAGAGAACCAGAAACUCACCUUGAUGAGAUGAACAAUGCCUCAGAUCGUGGCCAAGCCAAUGAUUUGGAAAUGACUCAGACUGACGUGAAUGAGACCGAACCCAUGAUCAAAGAUGACAAGGGAUGUGACCUUGUGACAGAACAAGCUGACAAAAGACCUUCUCGACAGAGAACCAGGCCAAAGAUUUUGACUUAUCCUAAAUUAGGGAACCCUCUUGUCAGUGUAGUUCAAUCUCUGUUCCAAAGUCUGAGUGAAGCUGUCACAGGUUCUAUCGAAAUCCCUGAGAUCCGAAGAAGCAGAGAGAGCGAAGAAGAAGCAGAGAGAGCGAAGAAGAAGCAGAGAGAAGAAGCUAAGAGAGAGAAAUAA